Saccoglossus kowalevskii is the source of this 2277-nucleotide messenger RNA. Its product is annotated as phosphomannomutase 2-like. The record is from RefSeq and is a predicted model, not a curated record. Gene Ontology annotation, cellular component: cytosol. Gene Ontology annotation, biological process: protein N-linked glycosylation; GDP-mannose biosynthetic process; mannose metabolic process. Gene Ontology annotation, molecular function: phosphomannomutase activity. Lineage: Eukaryota; Metazoa; Hemichordata; Enteropneusta; Harrimaniidae.
UUCAGCAAAAUGGCCGGUCGUGAUAGUAGUGUCCUAUGUCUCUUCGAUGUCGAUGGCACCCUGACACCAGCGAGGCAGAAAAUUAUCGCUGGAAUGGGUGAUUUCCUACAAGACCUAAAGAAAAAGGUUGUUGUUGGUUUGGUGGGCGGAUCUGACUUUGCUAAGAUUGCGGAACAAAUGGGAGGUGGUGACUACAUCUUGCAAAAUUUUGAUUACGUCUUUACAGAAAAUGGACUGGUAGCCUAUAAAGAUGGAAAACUUAUCGGCAAGGAGAGUAUACAAAGUUAUAUGGGUGAAGAAACUCUCCAAAAAUUUCUCAACUUUUCUUUGAAGUAUAUGUCAGAGCUGUGGCUUCCUGUGAAAAGCAUAUGCAGUAGUGUAUUUGCUGAUAUCUUAAUGUUUAUUCAUCAUGUUGUCUUCCAUAUUAUAUUCCUCCUUCACAUCAUCGUCAUUGACUCCCAAAAAGAAAAGAUCAGGGAAAAAUUUGUAGAAGCUUUAAGAAAAGAAUUCUCAUCUUCUGGUUUAGUGUUUUCAAUUGGUGGUCAGAUAAGUAUAGACGCUUUUCCAAAAGGCUGGGACAAAACUUAUUGUUUGAACCAUCUGAAAGACGAGGGCUUUAAAACAAUCCACUUUUUCGGAGAUAAAACAUCACCGGGUGGUAAUGACCAUGAAAUAUUUGCUGACUCAAGAACUAUUGGUCACUCUGUCAAAGGUCCAGAUGAUACACGUAAUCAGGUUGAAGAACUCUUCUUUAAGAAUUAAUCCAUUAUUAUUGAUUAUCUUGUCUUCCUGUCACAUGUAAUGAGACAACUAAAAUAAAACUAAAUUUAUCUUGAAUUAUAUAAAAUUGAUAACUGUAAAUAUUCUAAUUUAGGUGUUACUUAUGGCACAUUUCAAUCUUUCCUGAUGUCUUAAUUAGAGUAGUGUCAAUGGUUAACUCCAUUUCCACAAGGUUAAAUUAUCACUGGAAAAUGAGUUAAAUACUUCUUCAAUGCUCAGUUUUAUUUUUAAAAAAAUUAAAAAUUUCCUGGCACAAUCUAGCUUUCUGAUUAUUUUAAUUUUAAAUUAAUAAUCUGCUUUUCCUGUCACUUCAAAUGACAAAGUUUCAGGUCAACUCGUAAAUGGAAAAAACAUGGCAGAUACAUUUCACAUUUGGUGUUUACAUGGGGUUGAAAACAUUUGCUUUCAAUCAAACUAAAUUGAAUUGACUUGCAUUUCAUUGUAAACCAAAGAAUAUUUUUUUUGCAUGUUAGUAUAAUCAAUGAUCAUAACUUUGAAAACAUGUGAAAUAGCAUGACCAGAUUAACACUACUGUGAUCGUUUUCCACUAAAUCAAUGUGUCAGUGUUGUUGUUUUUACAUGAAACUUGUUCUAUACUUAAAGUUUAAACCAGUAAUUUUUGUUAUAAAUUUUUUUUUAAAAAAGAGUGACACCUACAUUGGAAUAUUUACAGUAUAUUUUUUUUCAGGGAUAACUGUUGUAUACUCAAAAUUUAGAGAUUAGUAGGUGAAAAUUAUUGUACAUUUUCAUGGAUUUUAAGGAUCAGGGAAGGGUCAGAUUUUGUAUUUGGAUUCACUUACAGGACUACAUGGGGAAGUCUUUUGGUGUGCAGAACAUGCAACCUUAUCAUAUCAACUUAAUUUCAUAUUUUCUUAUGGUAAUAGAAUUUUUAAUUUGGCACAAGGCGAAUAUUUCUUAUGUCGUUUUGUUCUGUAUUUCAAUACCUAGCAUAACAGAGAAUUCCAUUAUUUAAUUUAUGGUGACUUGUUUUUAUCAAAUUUGACUGUGACAAUAUUCAUUGUAAUUAUUAUUGUUCAGAAGUUUUGAUAAAAUAUUGAAAGAUAUCAUAAAUAUUGAUAUAUACAUGUAUAUAUUGGAAAAGACCUGUAUUGUGGUACACUUGAGAAAGAGCUAUCGUUGCUAUUAGAUAUAUCAAGCACAUUAGGAUAGCACACGAUGGAAGCACAACACAGUCUAGCUGUUUACUGUGUGGUAAAAAAUAGUUAAAAUGUUUUUUAGAACAUUUUUUUAAAACAAGAUAUACACAUUAUGGUUUACUAUCAACACAAUACGCCAUUAUCUCUUGUUGAGAUGCCAUAUUACCAUUCAGCACAUACAAAAUGCUUGUUCUUGGAUGUUGAUCUUCUGUGCAAAACAAUUAUGUUGAAUGCUUGGUGAUUUCAGCCAUUAAUCAGUGGAUAAAGCAUAGUAAUGUUAAAAUUGGGUAAAUAUAUAUAAUGAAAUAUUAUUAAAAAUAAAGAAUAUUUUAUGAUUGGU